Messenger RNA from Acanthopagrus latus (yellowfin seabream), 6391 nucleotides. RefSeq lists its product as uncharacterized. Lineage: Eukaryota; Metazoa; Chordata; Actinopteri; Spariformes; Sparidae. The transcript has 4 exons. Bases 1694 to 3763 code for a protein of 689 amino acids. Gene Ontology annotation, molecular function: ATP binding; microtubule severing ATPase activity; ATP hydrolysis activity. The record is from RefSeq and is a predicted model, not a curated record.
GUCUGAGAUAAUCCAGAAAUAAUUCAAGAGAGUUUUUGCAAUAUUUGACCUAAUAAGGAACAUGAACAGUAACUGAAGUGCACAAUUCAGACUGAACACAAACAUAAGCCACGGCAGUAAGGUUUGAAGGUGAGAGGUGCAAGCAAAUUAUGACAUGCACAAAGACAAAUCAUUUCCUCUGGGAGCCUGUUAGUCGUCCCACAGAUAUUUUAUUUCUGACAUAUCAAUUUUCAGUGAUGGAAUGUAACUAAGUAAUUAUACUAAGUAAAGAGCUUAGAGGGAUAAGUGUAAGUUUAAUCCAUGGUCUAACAGACUGUAACACCGAGUAAGACCCCUCCUCGAGAGGGGAGUGGUGAGUUGUGUUCACUUUACAAUAGAAAUCCAGCUAAGCUAGCUGCUGUUUGAUGCUUUGAACUAUGUGCCGAGACCCUAUUUGUAAUGUUGCUGAAGUUUGGUGCUGUUCUGAGCUUUAUUUGUGGCUUUUUGAUGGCAGUUUCUUGGUGGAGACAUAUACUGCAGUGUAUCGGUAUCGUGCUGUCUUUUCUGAGGUUACUAAAAUAGUUAAGUUAGCGGUCGGAAAACCUGAUCUCUUGAGGCCGGGUCUUACUUGGUGUCACGGUGUGUUAGAUCAUGGAUUAAACUUUCACCAGAAUAUCCCUUCAAGUGGAAUUUUAAUGUACUUCUAUACUUGUAGUUGCCAUUUUCUGCUACUUUAUACUUCCACUACACCGUAGCCACAUUGAGGCAAAACAUUGCGCUUUUUACUCAUUUAUAGUUAUUUGUUAAUUUCAGUUACUUUUCAGAUUGUGUGCUGUACCAGAGCCAAAGUAACACAUUGAUAAUUAAUCAGUGUAUUUGAUAUAUUAUAUUGUCAAAUAUCAGAUAACAUACAAUAAGAUUAUUAAUGUUCUUUUACCUGUGUUUUUGAUACUUGAGUAAAUUCAAUAUCAGAUACACUUUUUAGGCCUACUCAUGUACUAUUCAUGUGGGUGAUUCACCUUUACACAAGUAACAUUUCAACAGGAUUAAUCAACAUAACUUUUUAAAUGUAUUACCUAAUUUUAUUUUCUAUAACACUUUCAGUUGGAAUGGUAAGUGGUAAAACCACCACCAGGAAAACACAUGUAAUCUAACCUUAACUCACAUCCUGAUCACAUCCUGUGUCAUUUCUGAUUCCAGUUUUCUUUAUUUACUUUACUACUGGAAGAAAGCUACAGUUGAUUUAAGGUAUGUAAAUGUAAUAUUGUGUCUGUCUAAAUGCAAUUCGUUUAUCCCAAUACACAAUAAAUGCUACAGACAACCAGCUAACACAUGUUAAUGCUAGCUAACAUUAGUAGCUAACUUUAUUGACGGCUAUAUAACUAAACUCGAUGUUUAUGAAGCUAGGCUACGUGUGUGGCGACUUCUACAUGAGCACUGACACUUACCAUCAGACCUUGAGAGCCUGGACAUUAUGGCAAGCUCCCCGACAACUGACCCUGAUUUUUAAACCAACUAUAGUGGAGCAGGUGUUGGUCUGUGAGGUCCGCAACUACACCUGCAUCUCACCCUGAAGACGGAACCUUUUCCAUCUCAAGGGCUGUUGUGUGGUCAGUGCGAGCUCCUGCUAGUGAUGGGCUACAGCCGGACGGACGCUAACCUUAACUGGCAUUCACAAAACAGCAUUCCUCCUUACUGAGACCAGCUCCACAGAAUGCUGAGUCCUAUUGUCCCCUAUAGCCUGUUAAAGAUGCACUGGAACCCAGAGCAUGCCCAGCCUCUCAGCCAGUGGCCUGAGCAGCACCUGGAUGUCUCCUCCACCACCUCCUCUCCGGCCCACAAGGCGGAGUUCUAUGCUGGCCGCGGCCGCAGCUCCAGCAACUACGCCUGGGCCAAUGACGACAUCUCAGCUCUCACAGCCUCCAACCUGUUGAAGCGUUAUGCUGAGAAGUACUCUGGUGUGCUUGACUCACCGUAUGACCGACCACCUACUGUGGGCACCUACCCAGAGCCGGGUGCCUUCGGGGGUCUCAACGGCCCAAAGACUGAGCUAGAGCCCUGGCCAUUGACGCACAGCACUGAUGCCUCUUACUCCCUGGUGCCCCCUGGAGGCCAUGACAGCCUCUCAGGUUCCAAGGCUGUAGCCACGUCUGCAGGCCCUCCAGGGGUCGGCAGCGUGUCCGUGGUGAACAGUAACCUCUCGGACUCUGGCUACAGUGGCAGCAGCUCCUGCAGUGGCUCCAGUGAGUACCCCUCCACCUACAAUGGCACCUAUCUUUCCUCAGGGUACUGUCCCCAACCCAGUGCAGCACUUCCCCCUGCCUCCCUCCACACUCUCCAAUCCACCCCCACACUGGUGGCCAGCUACAGCCCCACCACACCUGUCUAUAACUACCCCCCUAGCACAUACCCUCCCCAGACUAGCCUUGCUCCCACAUACAGCCACCCCUCUGCAACUUACCUGCCCUCAGGUCUACCAGCCCCUACUCCCGUUCCCUCCAGGCCCACAGUAGUAGGAGGCAGCUACAGUUACCAGAGCACCAACCUUGGGACACCUGAGUCUGGAGGAACAUUAAAACGAAAAGCAUUUGAGAUGAACGUAGAAGACGAUGAGAGUGGGGAUGGGUCUCGUUACAGGAAAUACAGUUAUGACCACUUGAAGACUGGGGGAAAUUCACCCUACAGUGUGAAUGACAAAACAGAGUGCCGGGGGAACGGCUUCAGCAGUUCAGGCAGCACAGACCCUCAAUCCUUCAAGCCCACUAAGCCCUCCUCCCAGCCCCUGGUGUCUCCUCAGUAUGGGGCAUCAGGGGAGUACAGCCCUCCAGCAGGCAUGACAGGGGAGAAUGGUGUGGCAGAGCAGGGCUUUAUCCAACAGCAGCAGAACCGCUCCCAAGCCCACAAGCGCCCUUCAUUAUGUGCGCCGACUGUUGAGACUAUGAAGAGUCCAGACCCCCGAAUGUUGGACCUUGUCAAUGGGGAGUUAUUGGACUGCAGUCCGGCACUAGGCUGGGGCGAGCUAGUGGGGCUCACUCAUGUCAAGACUGCCCUAGAAGAGGACCUUCUGUGGCCCGUGUUGAGGCCCAGUCCAGUCAUGCGGCCACCAAGAACCGUCCUGCUGUUUGGCCCCCGGGGAGGGGGAAAGACCACGUUGUCUCGCUCUUUGGCUUCACAGCUGGGGGCUUCCUUCUACAGGCUGAGCGGAGCCAUGCUGGCCUCUAAAGGGAAGGUGGAGGCAGAGCACAUUCUUGGGUCUCUUUUGCAAGUGGCUGGGGCACGGCAGCCCUCAGUGGUGCUCCUCAGCCAGGUGGAGGCCAUGGAGGAGGAGGGGCUGAGGCAGAUAUUGCUGACCACCCUGGAAAAAGCCCAGGUGGGGACCACAGGCCUGGUCAUUCUUGUAUGUGCCACUGGCAGGCCAGAUCUGCUGCAAGAUGCAGUCCAUCGGAGCUUUGCCAAGCGGUAUCACGUCGGCCUGCCAGAUGUGAGUAUGCGAAGGCAGGUGCUAUUGCAGACGCUGUCCCCGCAAGGCUGCAGUCUGAGCGAGAGGGAGCUGAGCGCCGUGCUGCAGCGCACAGAGGGCUUCUCAGUGUUGGAGCUGUUGCAGCUCAGCCAGCAGGCACUCUCCUCAGCAUCCUCCCCCACCGGGGCCAUGCAUGGCCUCUCCACAUCCUCCAAACCCCCCGCCUUCACAGACUUUGAGAAUGCCUUCUGCAAGGUGCGCCCACACACCACCACAAAAGAACCGGACACUUGUAUAGAGUGGAGCAAGAUGUAUAACCACUGAGAAAGCAGCCAGUUACUGUACUCGGACUGCAUUACAACCCUGUCUUCGCUUUGACAUGACUUGGGAAUGUUUUGUUGUUGUUUUGUAAUUACAGAUUAUGCAGCCAAAAGAGCAAGAGAAGCUCAAUGAUACAGGAGAGCUGACAAAGUUGUUUUACUGGCAGAAGCAUGCCCUGGUGUGCUGUUUUUGUCGUCAUAAGAAUAUCCGCAAUAUUUUAGUUUUUCCCAAAGAGAAGAAAGAUUAAUAGGCCUUGUUGACUGGGGUAGUGUAUUAGUCAUUUGGCCAAUGGGAAAAUCAGAUUAAAAACUAUUUGGAUACUAUCAGAGAUCCUGAUUAGCUUUGGUCCAGGACAAAAUCAAUAAUUUGUUGCUAGGUGACGAGGUCCAAGAUUAUGGAUAAUCAGGGUUUGGAAAAAUCCCCCCUUUGACUGCUACUCUCAGGAUCCUAUUUAUUGCCAGUCCACUUCCAUGUUACCCUAAUGUUGAUUUAGCCAUUGGAUUGUCACUAAUUAUCCAGUAAGAAGGGCUCGGGAUCAGCAACAUCUCAGCUAACACAGUUUUUGACCAAAAAACACGUCAAACCAAAUGCAUAAUCAGCAGCGUUGUCCUCAAAAAUCACAAUAAAUGAAUUCUCUCGACAGCUUCUCACCAAAUCAAAACAGUUGGUCCUUUACUAUUCCAAAAAAAGAAAAUCAGAAGACUUCUAUGACAUGCUGCUGUCCUUCCCAGGAGUCCUGUCGAUCAAGUUAAACCUUGCAGUCACACUCGACAUGUUUGGUUGUAGAAGUUGUUGUUAACUCAUCAACAGUAUUAUACUCACUGUUAUAAUGGUACAAUUCAAGGAUAACUAAUGUUAUAUUUCUUGGGUUGUUGUCCUUUACUUCCACUUACAUUUUUUCUCACAUUCCUCAUCGUCGUCCGCAUUUUUCCUGAGAAUCCCACCUCCAGAACAAAACCCACCUGCACACCCAGCGUCUCUGUUUUCUAUUUCACUUACACCUUUUGUUUCGUAGUAUGUAGUCUUGUUUGAAAUGCUCAGGAAAAAAAAUUUCUUUACCUCAGAAAUAUGAAAUUAAAGAAUGUAUGUAAUCUUAGGGUCUUAGUAGAGAGUGGCGCAGAGUGAGAUAGAGGAGCGAGGAGAAACCUGACAGUCUUGUAACACCCACUACAGCUGGGCUUUUACCUCGGGAGAGAAACUUGAAUAUGCUACAAAGAGUAACAUUGAAUGUAAUUCAGGUAUUUCAAAGGAUAUUUGAUGCCAUAAAUCCAUGUAUUAUUAUAUAUGAAUAUAUAAAUACGUUUUUCUUUUCUGUUCCUUUACCCUUUAUUUUUAUUGUAGUUUAUGGUGGAGUGAUGAUUGUCAAGAAAUGCUAUGUAGAAUUCAGAAAAUAUUCCUUCUUUUGUUGGACAAACUGCUCACAAACACUCAUGUUUUUUAGCGUUUACAUAUCCUGCAUUAGCAUGUCUGCAAAUUAUCAUUUUAUCAUCAUUUUUAUUAUCAUGUAAAUAUAACGCACACAAUCACACAUGUGCACUCACAGUGGACAUCUGAGCACAAAAUAACUUCCAAAAAGACAACAAACAGAUGCAAAAAAACAGAAAAGAAAAAAAAAAAUCAAGUUGUUAAAUGUAGCUUUCAGCAAAUCCCAAAGUCUAAAGAUUCACUGUUAAUGUGUACACAUUGUGGAUGAACCCAACACGUAGACAAUCCAGACCAGCCUCUCCUUUUCCACCAGUCCCGCAGUUGUUUAGCUGGAAAAACCCCGUCACCGGACUGCAGGUACAGAGGUCGUUCGUAUUAGUCUGUUGCCAUGGUCCUAAGGAGGUACACACAGAAUGAUGUAAUAUUUCCUACCACUGCCUCCUCCCUCCCUCCUGCCGUCCCUUCAUCAUUAUUUCUCCCUCUUUCUCUCUCCCCAGUGCAAUCUCAUUAGAUUGGAUUGCCCCCUGGCCACGAGCCCCAGUGACCAUGUGGUGUUGUAUCCUCUCCCCAGCCCCCCCUCCAACCCUCCCCCCCCCCCCGCCACCCACCCUCCACUGCCCUUCCCCUUACACCGAUUCCUCCGGAGUGGAAGUGGUCUGAUUGAUGUCCAGCAACCCUAUAUCACAGUGCAGCCGUCCCUCUCCAGCUGGUGGCUUCAGUCAUGCCAUACAGCCAGAUCAAUCAGAGUGACCCCCGCUGUGCAUACUGAUCACUGUCUCCAGAACCCUUGAAACACAUUUACAAAUUACAGAUAGGCUCCUGCCUCCAGCGGCGCGGUCGAGAUAAUGCUAGCGAUUACUCACAGGUAAUUACAGAAAUGAGAUAAUACAGAUGACUUAGAGGUACAAUAUUUUGAUUUGUUGUUCCCAUUACUCCAACAACAGUUUGUCCAACAAAACAAGCUUUUAUCUUUUACAUGUUUUGAUCUGUUAUCACGGUAACUUUGUUCUUGGUUAUUGUACAUUUUCUGUAACCAUUUCUACCUCAUUUUUGCGGCAUAUUGUACAUGAAAGUAUUUAUUUCAUGUCUUUUUUGAUGUCUGUUUUGAAAAUGAUAAUGUUCUUGAACUGUAAUGGUCUACCUCAGAAAAGACUGUAUUUUAAGAGAAGAGUAUCACACAAUAUUAAACCGAAUUUGUCAAUAUUG